Messenger RNA from Pygocentrus nattereri (red-bellied piranha), 1574 nucleotides. RefSeq names its product coiled-coil domain containing 97 (gene ccdc97). The transcript is spliced from 5 exons. The coding region runs from base 450 to 1412 and encodes 320 amino acids. The record is from RefSeq and is a predicted model, not a curated record. NCBI's taxonomy places the organism in Eukaryota, Metazoa, Chordata, Actinopteri, Characiformes, Serrasalmidae.
UUAGGGAAGAUAAAACACGACGCACAGGGAUCACUAGCAGUGUAUCACUGUUAGCUCGGCUACCGAAAUGUAAAUUGUCGUGGCAAAUAAAGUGAUAUUAUCUGGACUGUUAACAGAGCCGACAUUUCAAGCCCUUUCUCUUUUCACACUUUCCGAAGGACGUUUUCCAGAAAGCAUCUGGAAAAGUUCAGUUAGCAAGCUUAGCUGAAGCUAACAGCGCUGGGUCCCAUGUAAACAGCCACGGUUUGUAACGAGAAAGGGAUUCGCUGCUGGUGAUUUAAUGACAGUCACGUCUUAAACAAUUCUCUGCUCCCAGCUCAGAUAUCAUGUGAUAACAAACGACUUUUCGCACUGCGUUUGAAACACAGCGGUCGCGGCUAAAUAACUUGUUUGCGGUAAUUAAAAAUAAGACACAACAGCGAUUUUACGCUGUACAGUGAGAAGAAGAAAUGUGGGGUGAAAUCGAUGAAGGACACAAACCAGUGACUUCUGCGAUCUUCGAAGCACAGACGACGAAAGAAGAUGACGAGAUGGUCCAGGCGACUGAUAUCUCGGCGCGAGAUAUGGUUUCCUCACAGCCUUCAAAGCCCCAGGUCCAGGAGGAAGUUACCAGCAGCCUCACUUCAAUGAUGCAGGCCAUAGCAACCAGUGGAAGUCCAGUGAAGAGCCAGCAGCUGGGAGAGCCUGAUCUUACUGUGGAGGAGAAAAAGGAAGUCUUAAUGGAACAGUAUAAAGUCAAGCCUUUAGUCUUUCUAGAGCGCUAUCAUGUACAUAUGAAGCCAGAGCACUUAGAGGCCUUUUCUCACCUGAGCAGUGACUGUAGAGCACAGUACUACUGCACAGAGGUUCAGAAACGGGCAUCCAGUUCAGCCAACCGGACGAGGGUCCGCAACCAUCGCUAUGCCGCCCUCCGAGCACUUCAGAGGGAGGGCCAGUACUUUAGUGAGGAGCAGAUGCGUUUUCGAGAGCCUCUGCUGUACGAGCAGUACAUUGGGCAGUACCUGAGUGAGGAGGAGAUUCUGCAGCGCUCUGAAGAAGCCAUGCAGAAAGGCCCAGGAAGUCUGGCUGACCUGCUCAUCGACUCAUAUCAAGAGAGACAGCUCCAGAAUCGGCUGCAGGAUGAGCAGGAGAGACAGCAAUGUGCAGAGGAGGAGGAGGAAGAGGAGGAAGAAGAGGAGGAGAAUGAGGAGUCUAGACAGGCAGAGUGGGAGCCAACUGCUGAAGAGAAGGCAAUGCUGAGAGAAGAGUUUCUGAGUCAGAUGCACCAGCGCUUCUUGGAUGGCAAAGAUAAAGACUUCAACUACAGUGAAGUGGACGAGAACCCAGAUUAUGAUAACCUGGACAUUGUAAACCGUGAUGCGGAGGACCGGUACUUUGAUGAAGACGAAGAGGAUGAAGAAAAUAUGGAAUAAGAAAUUUUGUGCAUUUGAUUUAAAAGAACAUUUCAAACCUUUAAAAGCAACCCAAGAACAUUACUUUUUUAUUUUCUGUACAUUGAAAAUGUUUGAUUGUACAUUGGAACUACUUUUUAAUGACUAGUUAAUUGUUGAUGUCAAUAAAAAUAUUUGUCUUGA